CAUCUUCCUGGUGUGUAUCAGCUGUUUGGGUAAUUCGUAAUUCGCAUUGCUUGCGGGUUUCAUUUUCUAUGGGAGGUCCAAAACUUGUGAGUGCCGCGCAAGGAAAGUGUAUGCGCGUGUGUUAACACCCAAUUGUUUGAGAUCUGGCCGAGUAAGGAUUCGCCUAAAAAAGGAGGCGAUCAAACGAAAGGGCAUCAAGAUGCACUAUUACCGACCUCAGAACUCGGAGGUCAGCUGCUUCUACAAGUACCUAAUGUUCAGCUACAACAUUUUGUUCUGGUUAGCCGGAGCUGGAUUUAUUGCUAUUGGAUUUUGGGCUUGGAGUGAAAAGGGGAUGCUGUCAGACCUAACCCAGGUGACACGGACGCACGGUCUGGACCCUGUAUGGUUGGUUCUGAUAGUAGGUUCAAUCACCUUCAUCCUGGGAUUUGCAGGGUGUGUGGGAGCACUGCGGGAGAACAUCUGCCUUCUCAAGUUUUUCUCAGGUCUGAUUUGUUUAAUCUUUUUACUGGAAAUUGUGGCAGCCGUUCUGGCCUUCAUAUAUAAGGACUCACUGAAGGAAUGGAUUAAUGACUUCUUCCUGACCAACAUCAAAGCCUACAGGGAUGACAUUGAUCUGCAGAAUGUCAUCGACUCUUUACAGAGACUGAAUUCCUGCUGUGGCGCCAAAGAACCAGAUGACUGGGACCUGAAUGCGUAUUUCAACUGCAGUGAAACCAACCCCAGCCGGGAGAGGUGUGGAGUUCCCUUCUCCUGCUGCAUCUCCGACCCUGCGAACAAUGUAGUCAACACACAGUGUGGCUAUGACGUCAGAAUAAAGGACUGCUGCUUACACCUGUUUCACCGGAUUCAGGGUGGCUUGAGCAAUGCUAUCAACACCCGGGGCUGUAUUUUGGCUUUGGAGCAGUGGCUGCCACGGAACAUGUACAUCGUCGCUGGAGUCUUUAUCGGCAUAUCCGUGCUACAGAUGGUAGGAAUUUUCCUGGCACGAGCGCUUAUCUCAGACAUCAUGCAGAGCCGGUUCUACUACUGAAGAGGCAGGCUGUGACAUGUUCCGGAGCCCGACCUGGACGUGCCUUAAACCAUCUUUCCCCUCCUGGACGCCAUGUUGGCCCCAAUUGUACUGCAAUGUCAUGCCCUCCACCAUCCCACACCGGAAACCGGAAACAAUACUGGUCCCAGCAUGCUGGCUCCGAGGAGUGUGGAUGAAACUUCACGUGUGCUGCCUUAUUUUUAUAAAUCGACAAAGAGCCUUUUAUAAAGGGAAUGUUUGCACUUGAUUUACACAAAUGUGUAAUUCCUUUCUUUAUAUAAAGCUUGUUAAUAAAAUAUGAUGUUUGCUUUUUAUUCUGUAAAAUGUCUUGAUAAUGUAGGUGGAUAAACUAACAAACAUUUUUCCAUAGAUAGUUUUUAGGAUUUAAAUUGGUACCCCUGGUUCAGCAUUAAAGCCCACUAACUCAUGUUUGUCUGGCUGAAUGGAUUACCAGCACACACUGCAAAUGUAAACUGAAAAGUUUAAUGUAAACAUUUACCUGUUUACGACUGCAGGUUAUCCUGCAGCAGCUCCUAUUACCCAUCAGAAUAAUAAAAGCUGUUUGAAGUUUUUUUAGCUUUGAGAAACUUUGUGUGUGUUUUACAGCCCCCUGGUGUUCAGAUGAGAAAACUGCAGAAUGUGCAGAAAGCAGAAUUAACCAUUUAUCUUAACCGCUACGCUAAGAGUUCAUAGUUAAGGUACAUGACUGGGACCAGCAAGGUCGGUUGUUCGACAAUAAGAUUCACACAGCCCUUAACCCUGCAUUUCUACAGGGGAGGAAUCUCCUGCUUAGUCUAAUCAAGUGUCAGCCAAAUGGCAUGUAAUCUAAUGUAAUGUAAAGACUGGUACUAGAUUAAAAGUGUAUUAAUCAUUGAUUAAAUGCCGAAAAUGA
Molecule: messenger RNA, 1925 nt
Organism: Conger conger (European conger)
Lineage: Eukaryota; Metazoa; Chordata; Actinopteri; Anguilliformes; Congridae
Product: tetraspanin-14-like
Exons: 10
Coding region: 200-1033 (277 amino acids)
Biological process (GO): protein localization to plasma membrane; regulation of vascular endothelial growth factor signaling pathway; protein maturation
Cellular component (GO): membrane
Source: RefSeq, a predicted model, not a curated record